AGAAGUUACAUACUGGACAUUGUGUGUGGUGGGGUGGAAAUGUGGGUGCACAUAAAGUUUUUAGGAGCGGCUCCCCAGCUGCCGAGUUAGUCUAAAAUUAAUCUCUCUCUUCAUUGGCCACCAGCCCCAAAGCCUUUUUAGGGGUGUGUGUUUAUACUACACCAACUGGGCUUUGCUGCUCUUUGACCAGAAACAGUCUAGCCUGAAAGACAGACCCAGACAGAAGCAGUCUACAGUUUACUACUAAAGAGACCAGCCUGCCAUGUCAGUGUCUCAGGUCACCCCCACCCUGUUCCUGAGUGGGGCCGAUGCUCCUCUCAACCAGGCCCUAGUCUCCCGAAAGGGUAUCACCCUCAUUGUCAAUGCCACACUCAACCACGCCUGUCCCAUCUACCCGGGGGUGGAGUGCCUGCGCGUGCCCGUCUCGGACCUUCCAAGCGCACGCCUGGGCGACCACUUUGACCGCGUCGCCGAGCGGAUUCACGGCAACCGGACGGGGGGUACACUGGUGCACUGUGCGGCGGGCAUGAGCCGUUCUCCAGCCCUGAUUAUGGCGUACCUCAUGCGUUACCGGGGUGUUACUCUGUGCCGUGCCCACAAAUGGGUGCAGGAGUGUCGGCCGUACGUGCGGCUCAACGCAGGUUUCUGGGCUCAGCUGCUGGAGUACGAGAGGAGGCUCUACGGGAGGAAUACGGUGAAGGUGGCCACACCCAUGCCUCCACUGACCCAGUUGUCAUGGCCACCGCGCUCACCGCUGACACAGCGGUCGCUGACACUGUUGGCUGGGUCACCGUCUUCGUCAUCACAGGCCAAGGGGGUGAAUAAGGAUGGGCUUGUAAGGAAAUGGUAGAGAUGGAGUUUCUUUCUAUGUGUGAAUAUGUAAUUUAGCAGGCUAGGCAGUACUUUCUUAUUUGUUGGUUCCCGUUCCAUGAUGCUUAGCCGAGAUUGAGCUAUAGAUUUCACACCAGCUUGUCUCCCCAAAAUCAACCAAUGGUCACAACAUUUUACCUUUAUUACUUCUGGUAGAGUGACGAUAAGUAGUCAUGAUAAUUCAAUACACUUUAAAUGUUAGAAUCGAAAAAAAACGUGCCCCUUGCUGAUUUCAUCUGCCCCCUCAAUCAUUAUAUCCUGCUCUUCAGGCACCAGGUUUCACACCUAUCUAGGGUGUGUUUAAAGUACUUCUGUGGCUAUAGUUUCCACUAACCCCAGAAUGAGUACCAACAUGCUAUUUGGGACCAUAUUGUACAUGCGCAGUAUCCCCAAAUUAUUAUGUUAAAGGUUUAAUCUGUGGCAUUUAUAGUCAAUACAUUCUUUAAAAUUGUCUGAUUUUAAAUGUGUAAUGGUCUCAACACGUGCAUUUUGUUUUGAUGAAUCACUGCUCUCCACAUUCCUGUUAGAUGUUAGCUAAAGAGAUAAGUGGUCAACUGACAUGUUUGGAAAUGGGGUAUUUCCGAUUAGCAAAUUCUGCAAAAGACGCACAGUUGCCUCAGCACUGUCCCGGUCCGUGAAGGAUGGUUUCAGCCGGGGUUGUUUGCCUCAUUGCAACUCCUUGCGGCAGCCUUGGUUUCUGCAAGCUGGUUGCCCCCGUCAGUUAAACAAUCUCCAACACACACAACAUAUUGAUACAACUGAACUUAGGGAACAUCCUUACAGUGACUAUCAAAUAUUUACCUCAUAACUAUUUACAUCGCCACAAACACACUGAGUUACAAAUAGAGGUUAAAGUAGGAGAGAUUUCUACUUUUAUGGUGGAGGGAGUGGUAAUACGUGCAAUCACCUGGAUGUUUAUGCAUUCUUAUUUUCAAGAUACUUUAAACUCUAUCAAGGUGUUAGGAAUCAUGACUAGAUAGCAGUUCUUAAGUUUUUGAUACCCCUGCCGAUUUAGUUCAAAACUAACCUGGCCAGUGAGGAACAUUUCAUUUUUACUCUGUGACGAAAUUCAGUAUUGAGUUGGCCUGGUCUUAGAGGUUAUUGUUCUGUUUAAAACUGAAUUUCUCUCUGUGUCUGUUGUAAAGAUUGUAGUAGCUUUUCCUUUAGGAUUUUGCCUCUGCUUAGCCCCAUCCUAUCUCUAGUAAUGGAAUGGCUGCUUUUUCAUUUUUAGUCUAUCAAAUCCAAGAUCCCAAGCUUGCCAAAGCUUCUGCACACGUGCAGACAAAGUUCAACAGCAAGAUGCCUAAUUGGGAAUGUGAACUACGGUUUCUUAAUUGAAAGGUAUCUCCUUGAAUUCAAACAGAUCCUGCACAAAUGUUUAACAUGCUGAUCAAUGGCAAAACAUUACGAGUUGUUAUAUACAAUUGUUGUGUUUUUAUCUUACAGUGAUGUUUUACUCCGCUAUUCUACAGGUCUUGUUACAUUAUAUGUGGCCUAGAAUACAAUAGUCAUAAUGCUAUCUUGCAGGCAUACAUUCAAAUUAAAUUAUUCAGAAAGGCAUGUUCUCUACAAAUACAAAUGGAUGCAACAUAUUUUUCCAUUCAUAACUACCUUCCCAUAUUAAUGUUUUUUUUUUUUAAAGAAACAAUACAGACCAAAUAAUCGUUUUUCUUCCCCCCCACUACAUGCUUUUGGAGACCCUUCUUGCACAUUCACCACAUUGUGCCUAUUUGUUCUGGGAUGUAUUCUUUAGAUUCUUUAUGGAAGAAAAUAUUACUAUAAAAAUGUAUUGAAAAACUGUUUCGCAUAUGCCUUCCUCAUGCACAGAAGUGUAUUUUCACAUAAUGAUAUAGAAUUUUACCUGUGUGAAUGUCAAAGAGUUGUUUUGUAGUACAGGCUUAUGUCCUUUUGGAUUGUGUCGUGUGUAUAUAAAGAGAAAAUGGAAAUGGUAGUUCCUGUUCUUGUAUUUUAUUCAGGCUACCUGUAAUUAUGAAAUCCUAAAAUAAUGGGCCUUUUGCUGGAGUGUAUACAAGUGUCUGGUACAAACAUUAAUAGCAGUGGCGAACAGUGACUACUGGAGCUAGGCCGCCAGUAGCUGAAAAAGAUCUGACGUCAUACCUAUAGACAGAGAACUCGGAUACCUGCGUAUACAGAGCAUGACUUGAGACCUUUCCUUUGCAGACCUAUGUAGGAGAAGCAAUUCUUUGAUGACAUAGUCAAAUGGUCCUAAACCAUGCCUCGGCUGUGGCUCACAGAAGCAGCAGACGUACACAACGGUUGCAAAUAACGAUAGCAGGAACCAGGUUAGAAGAAAAUAUAGUUGUGUCGUUUCGAAGAAACUUUUCCCAAAACGUGUCACUCUGUAUACUUAAGCCCUCUAGAGGGCUUUGAGGCAUCAUACAACUGUCCCACCUAUUACAAGACAAUUGGUGAUUGGUUGAUUCUAAUACUCUUACUGAAGUCAGUGUUAAUAGAAUGGCUCGUGCCUUCUAUUCAAAACCUGAGGGCCUAGCCAAUGAGCGUUGAGCACAGCUAGAUCAUUUCUACCAAGAUACUACCAAAGAAAAAUUCUGAUUGGAUAUUAUUUCUCUUGGCAAUUAACCCUUCUUUUCCCAACACAAACUGAAGAAAUUCAAUAGGAAGAUCAUUACAAUUAAGAUUAAAUCAAAGAAAACAGAAUUACAGAUUUGUAUCUAUCCUCUCUGAGGGCGUACAGGGCCUUAAAUUCUCGUUUUGUUAUUCGGCUCUGAAAAAUGUAUUAACUUAACCGAACUGGAUGGAAAAUAUUGCCACCUACUGGCUUUAAAGGGCACUUCACUGUAAUACAUUUUCAAUGGCAACUGUUCAGGACUACCCACCUGAGACCUGAGGAAUUUCAAACCACCUCUUAACCCCUGCCAACAUGCUCAGACUACCCUCCAGUGUCACAUGACAAAAUCUGAGGUUGAUCAACUACUCAAUUGAGGAUUUGAACGGUGGCAGGUUGGUCUAGUGGCCAGGAGUUUUGGAUGUGGAAAAUGAAAGUUUGCUAGUUCUUAUUGUUGAGCCUACAACAUGUAAAAAACCUGUUGUUCUGUCCCUGAGCCAGACAGUGUAACCUAAUUACUCCCAGGCCUUUGCUUAAAAUACGAAUGUGUUCUUAGCAUACUUACAGAACAAAUGAACAGGAAUAAUUCUGACUAGUACCUGGGUGUAAUUGCUCCCUUAUGCUGUAUCAGUACACAUGAACUGGAGGCCACAAAGUUUUUUAUUUUAAAUAAAUGCAGCAUUUUCACCUGUAUUGGUCACAUUCUCCACAAAAAAUCUGAUUAAAUAAAUAUGUUUAAAUUAAAUUCCAGAAUCCUUUCAUUGUUUUGUUGAAAAAGCUCAAAUAAAAUGUACAUGGUAUGUUUUCUGUCCAAUAAAUCACAUUUUCCAUCCAAUUACCAAUACGUUGUUAUACAAGUAAGCGAGACAUUUCUAAAAUAUUCAAAAAGAAAUAAUGAAGCACCCUUUAAAGUCCAUCAA
This is a messenger RNA of Esox lucius (northern pike), 4377 nucleotides long. Its product is annotated as dual specificity protein phosphatase 18. Bases 263 to 850 code for a protein of 195 amino acids. Gene Ontology annotation, molecular function: MAP kinase tyrosine/serine/threonine phosphatase activity. NCBI's taxonomy places the organism in Eukaryota, Metazoa, Chordata, Actinopteri, Esociformes, Esocidae. The transcript is spliced from 2 exons. The record is from RefSeq and is a predicted model, not a curated record. Gene Ontology annotation, cellular component: cytoplasm. Gene Ontology annotation, biological process: protein dephosphorylation.